AUGAAUCCGUCGCGUGAUUUAAAAGACAUGAAAUACUCGUAUGACAUGAAUGCGAGCACUUCUUCGGCGAGCUAUGGCUCGACUGGACCUUCGAGUGCCGCCAAUGAGCGGAAGGUAUCGUUGUUUUCGCUGAAGGAGUUGCGACCUCUGGAAGUGCCAGCGAGUGAUCAGUUGGGGAAAUGCCGGUUAGUCACAGAGUUUGAGAAACUCAACCGCAUAGGAGAGGGUACUUAUGACGACACCGGUAGGUCUUCGGCAACUAAUGACAUGUGUCUCACAGACAGGGCGCGGGACACGAGAAGCGAUGAGAUCGUAGCCAUGAAACGGAUGCGAAUGGAUCGCGAGAGGGAAGGGCUGCCCAUCAGUGGUCUCCGCGAAAUCAAUUUACUGCUGAAUUUAAGGCAUCCGAAUGUCGUACUCCUGAAGGAAGUGGUUGUCGGCAAAAGUCUUGAGAGUAUUUUCCUUGUGAUGGAGUAUUGCGAGCAAGACUUGGCGUCCCUUUUGGAUAAUAUGAACACUCCGUUCACUGAAUCUCAGGUGAAGUGUAUUUUGAUGCAACUGUUCCAUGGAUUAGAGUAUUUGCAUAAGAAUUUCAUCGUUCAUCGCGACCUCAAAGUGUCGAAUCUGUUGCUCACAGACAACGGCGAGCUUAAGAUCGCAGACUUUGGGUUAGCGCGAAGGUAUGGCCAGAAGGAUAUGCCGAUGACUCCCAGAGUUGUCACCCUAUGGUAUAGAGCGCCGGAACUGCUGUUUCAGUCCAAAGUUCAGACAACGGCUAUUGACAUGUGGGCCGCCGGCUGUAUAUUAGGGGAACUCCUUCUCCACAAACCACUACUUCCCGGACGCUCUGAGAUAAACCAAAUCGAACUCAUUGUGGAU
This is a messenger RNA of Oppiella nova, 879 nucleotides long. The record is from the annotation of a GenBank genome assembly. NCBI's taxonomy places the organism in Eukaryota, Metazoa, Arthropoda, Arachnida, Sarcoptiformes, Oppiidae.